CGGAAGUGUGUGGGUUGUCUCAGCACAACAAGGCCUUGGAAAGGUGCUGGUGCAGGUGAGUCGUCAGGGGCAAGGAUCAUAGGCGUUAUCGCAGAAAUUCUUGCAAAGCUCCUUUUUGAGAGGAGCUAUGGCUAUCUUGUUUGCAGUGGUUGCAAGAGGAACUACAAUACUUGCCAAAAAUGCCUUUUGUGUAGGAAACUUUUUGGAAGUGACUGAGCAGAUUCUAGCAAAAAUCCCAUCUGAAAAUAACAAAUUGACCUACUCUCAUGGAAAUUAUCUAUUUCAUUACAUUUGCCAAGAUAGAAUAAUAUACCUGUGUAUCACUGAUGAUGAUUUUGAACGAUCAAGAGCAUUUACCUUUCUAAAUGAAAUAAAGAAACGAUUUCAAACCACGUAUGGUUCCAGGGCACAAACUGCCUUGCCUUAUGCCAUGAACAGUGAAUUCUCCGGUGUGUUGGCUGCACAAAUGAAACACCUAUCAGAAAACAAGAACUCUGAUCGCAUUUCGGAGACUCAAACACAAGUAGACGAGUUGAAAGGCAUCAUGGUCCGAAAUAUUGAUUUGGUGGCACAAAGAGGUGAAAAAUUAGAGCUGCUGAUUGACAAAACUGAUAAUUUAGUGGAUUCUUCUGUCACAUUUAAAACCACCAGCAGAAACCUAGCCAGAGCAAUGUGCAUGAAAAACCUCAAGUUGACCAUUGUUAUUGCUAUUGUAGCAAUUGUUGUCAUUUACAUCAUUGUGUCGGCAGCAUGUGGCGGUCUCUCAUGGCCAACCUGCAUAAAGAAAUAGGAACCAAAGUCGUAUUAAACGGAGGGAAAAUCUGGAAAAAAAACAUUUUAGCCACUGCAUGAGGAUUUCAUUAGAGAUCUGUAUAUAAUGGUUCAUCUCCUCAGUCUCCAAAUAUUAUGCAUUGAAAGGCUAUAGUUUCUGCUUGCCUUAUUUCAGAUUUUUUAUACUUUUCAUAAUAAUUGAAGGAGGUACUGCAUUACAACUGAAACACAAAUCCAUAUUUUAUUCAGUGAUAGUGAAAUAAAAGUUGUCACAUUUUUUAAAAUUAAUAGUGCACUUUCAGUCGAUCAGUUGAGCACUUUUCUAAAAUGGUGUGCAGAGAUCUCCAUAUUAUCACUAGAGUAGCACUAAAAUAAUUGGGGCUUGUCCUUUUCCUUCGCACCACCACAUCCUUCACCUCACAUCCCUUGGUAAAGUUUUAUGCAACAUUUUGAAUUAUCUGUAUGGAAAUAAUAUUUCUUUGUCACCGAGAGGGUUCUAAUUAUUUAGUCACUUCUCAUUACAAAUUGUGGAGUCGGAAUACUAAACAGCUGCUUCAGAACACUUAACAAAAUAUAUGAAGUGUUACAUAUCUUCAGAAAUGUAUUAAGCAUUAUUAAAAGCUAAGCAGUCACCAGAGUUGCUGUAAAUGAAUUGCAAGUAUUGCUAGCCUAAUGUAAAAAUGUAAAUAAGUUUCUUAUCUAGCCAGUACUUAUGUACAGGACAUUCAACAAGAUAUAGCAGGUGUAGUACAAAUACUAUAGUGAUUGUGUACACAUGCUUACUACUCUUCCUGUGAAUGCAGAGCUUUGGCUAACCAAACUUAUUGUAUAUUUUUUAUUAUAUACAUUGUGUAUUUGUUAUUUGUGCUGCUUUGAUCUGUUUACAGUCAAUGAAAGAGUCAGGUUUAUUUCAUAUGAAAUUGAAUCUGAACCAGCUUCCAGAAUAGCCUUUAGGGUGUAGCUUUUGCAUAAAGCCCCAUUUUAUAAAACAAGUGAAACAUGAAACGAGUUCCCAUCAACAUUACACCUGGAAAAAUUACUGACCUUUUCAGUGGGUGGAGAACAUGUAAGGACUUCUGCUUUCAUGGGGUAUUUUAUUUUAAAAGUCUGAGCACUGCCUUUUCAGGAUUUAGAUUUGCAUGAAUUUCAAGUUAAGGUCAUGCAGUUCUCCCUUUUUGGGGGGAAUGAAUGACUGAGUGGUUGUGGAUUAGAACACUCUUUUGAAUAUGUAAUUGAUUACCCAAUUUGAUAUUCAUAAGGCUCUUGCUAGACGUUGCUUAUUUUGUACAGUUCCUGUUACAUAAAUUGACACUUAUGGAAUAGCAUCUGGAUGAAGAUUGCAUAAGUCAUUUUUAAAUCUUUGAUUUGUGUCAACAGUUUGGUCGUAGUUGUUCCAAUCAAUGAGUAAAAUGCAUUGGAGAAGGUUGCUAUUAUUUGGCGUACAUGGUAGAGAGGAAUAUGUAUACUAUUUUGCAUCAGUCUUGGAAGUAACAAAUUUCAAAGUCUCAAUCCAUAAUUAGAAAUAUUGUUUAAGAGCUGUUGUCAAUUAUAAAUUGUAGUUUACCUGCAACUCAAACACUUUCCACUAACAUUUGAGCUUGUAUAUUUGUUCCAUGUUUCUGUAGCUUUAUGAACUAAAGUAUUGGCUCGUUGGCAUUAAUGUUGCAACUUGUGCGUGGGCUGUCAUAUUCUUGCCUUUCAAUCAGCACAAUUUUACAAAAAGUGGGGAGUGUGGUCUCUGGGCAAGUAUCAUUUAAAUGAAUAUCCAAUAUUUUACCUAGAUUUUUGCUAUGAUUCCUUUUUUUAUACUUUUGAAUACAUCUGAAAUUGUUUAUAGACCAAAAGAACGUGAUGUCAUAAACAUUUUUAAUUUGCAGGGUAAUAAUGUGUGGCCCACUGGCACAUCCCUCAUUGUGCUCACAUUAUUAUACUUUCCAGUAUACACUGUGGUAUGUCUCAUCUUGCUAAUGAGGGAUUCAUGAAAUACUAAUGCCUGUAACCAAACCUCUCCCAUCCCACACCAGCCUUAAAGGAUAAGAAUUCAGGUUGCUGUCCAAGUUUUAAAAUUGCACAAAAUGGGAAUGUAUUAAAUAAAAUUCUAGAAUCUUAAUAUUGUUAACAUAUUAGUUCACAUCUUUAAAAUAUAGAUUGUGGCUGUGUAUAAGAUGCUUUUGCAUUUGUACUUUGAAUGGUAACAAUAAAUUGUUUAAACAUAA
This is a messenger RNA of Amblyraja radiata (thorny skate), 2987 nucleotides long. It is a transcript of the gene vamp7, whose product is annotated as synaptobrevin-like 1. The coding region runs from base 128 to 790 and encodes 220 amino acids. The transcript is spliced from 8 exons. The record is from RefSeq and is a predicted model, not a curated record. Gene Ontology annotation, cellular component: SNARE complex; membrane. NCBI's taxonomy places the organism in Eukaryota, Metazoa, Chordata, Chondrichthyes, Rajiformes, Rajidae. Gene Ontology annotation, molecular function: SNARE binding; SNAP receptor activity. Gene Ontology annotation, biological process: vesicle fusion; exocytosis; endosome to lysosome transport.